GUCUCCGCCUCUCGUUUUGUCCGUUCACACUGAACACGGAAGUGAAACUGGGACUCACAGUUUAGUUUUUUUUUUAUAGAGAUAUUUUUUAUUACUGUGCAAGUACAACUCCCAGUCAUAUAAACACAGACGCUUUAGUGCUGAAAUCAACGGGACAAUAUGGAGAACGGGUUAUCCUCGACUGGUGACAGUAAAUUGGAUCAAGCCAUUAACCAGUGGUUGCAGUUUGACAAGAACCCCCAGACAGUGGCGUUGGUGCAGGGCCUGGUGGAGGACGGGGCGGUUGAGGAGCUGCGAAGGUGUUUUGGAUCUAGGAUGGAGUUUGGGACGGCUGGCCUCAGAGCUGCCAUGGGACCAGGGAUCUCCUGUAUGAACGACCUCACCAUCAUACAGACCACACAGGGGUUCUGUAAGUAUCUGGAGCACUGUUUUGGGGAGGGUCUGAAGGAGAGGGGUGUGGUGGUAGGGUUUGAUGCCCGCGCCCACCCUCCCAGUGGAGGCAGCAGUAAACGUUUUGCCAGCCUGGCGGCCGCUGUGUUCAUCAGCCGGGGAGUCCCCGUCCACCUGUUCUGUGACAUCACACCCACACCCUUCGUGCCCUUCGCUGUGUCUCAUCUGGGUCUGUGUGCUGGCGUCAUGGUAACCGCCUCCCACAACCCCAAACAGGACAACGGCUACAAGGUGUACUGGGAGAACGGAGCCCAGAUCGUGCCUCCCCAUGAUAAGGGUAUCUCUGUAGCCAUCGAGGCUAACCUGGAGCCCUGGCCUGAGUCCUGGGACAUCACCUGUCUCUCUCACAGCCCUCUGCUGAAGGACCCGUACCAAAACAUUCACACAGAGUACUACCGGACCAUCCAGCAGCACUGUCACCACAGGGACAUCAACAAGAGUUCAGAGGUGAAGAUCGUCCACACUUCCGUGCACGGAGUCGGACACGCCUUCGUCCAAUCGGCUUUCAAGGCCUUUGACCUCCGACCCCCGUACGCCGUAGAGGAGCAGAAAGACCCCGACCCUGAGUUCCCCACCGUCAAAUACCCCAACCCCGAGGAAGGGAAGGGGGUCCUGACCCUGUCGUUUGCCCUGGCGGAGAGGGAGGGAGCUACUGUCGUUCUGGCCAACGACCCUGAUGCUGAUCGACUGGCCAUCGCUGAGAAACAGAAGGGUGGUCAGUGGCGUGUGUUCAGCGGUAAUGAGUUGGGGGCGUUGCUGGGCUGGUGGGUCUAUCGGUGUUGGAUACAGACCAACCCAGACCAGUCGACCGUGAAGUCAGUCUACAUGCUGUCCUCCACCGUCUCCUCUAAGAUUCUACGGGCCAUCGCUCUCAAGGAGGGCUUCCACUUUGAGGAAACUCUGACGGGGUUCAAGUGGAUGGGCAACAGAGCCAGAGAGCUGCUGGACCAGAACAAGAUGGUACUGUUCGCCUUCGAGGAGGCUAUAGGGUACAUGUGUGGUUCUGCUGUGCUGGAUAAAGAUGGAGUCAGCGCUGCAGCCAUCGCAGGGGAAAUGACAUCAUACCUGGCCGCGAAGAACACCACGCUGUCACAACAACUCACUGCUAUCUACGAGGAGUAUGGGUACCACAUCACUAAGAACUCCUACUUCAUCUGUCACGACCAGGAAGUGAUCCGGGCCAUGUUUGACCGGCUGCGUCACUACGGUAACCAGGAGGAAGUGUCGUACCCCAGGCAGUGUGGAGGCGUCGCCAUCACCGCUGUACGAGACCUCACUACUGGAUAUGACAGCAACCAGGCAGACAACAAGGCU
Salmo salar (Atlantic salmon) is the source of this 1764-nucleotide messenger RNA. NCBI's taxonomy places the organism in Eukaryota, Metazoa, Chordata, Actinopteri, Salmoniformes, Salmonidae. The record is from RefSeq and is a predicted model, not a curated record.